AGAAAUUAAUGUUGAUGCCAAGGAUUAGCCUGGCACAGUUAAUAUUAUACACUUGCCUGAGGUGUACUCUGAACUUACAGAAUCGGGUCAUUUCAAAACAAAACUGUGUUUCAUCCAAUCUUCCUUUCCCACUUGGAUGGCAAAGCUUGACUCUGUUCGUUGUUCUUCUCUCGGGAAUAAAAUAUUGCUUUUCUGGUUGACAAAAAGCCACAUUAAAGAUUCCUACCAAGGCUGAUGUCAGAUAUUCCUGCAGCUCUGUACUAAGAUUUUCUUUUCUUCUUCUCUUCUAGGUGCUUCGCAACCACACCUCCAUCUAGCCAGCUAUGUUGAUCCUGACCUGUGCCUCAAAGUUGCAGUUUCUGGAGGGUGUUCUGAAAAGGAGCCUGCCUCAGGCACUUCCGGUUUACGGGGCAGUGAUGCACAUCAACCGUGGAAACCCUGCUCAGCAUGAAGUGGUGGUAGACUCUUGGCCUGAGUUUAAAACUGUGCUUACACGCCCACAUAAAGGGGUGGUGAAAGACAAACAGGAUUUUUAUGCCAAUUUGCAUGCUGCUUUCUAUUCAGACAUGGACACCUGUCGAGCUCUCUUGGAAAAUGAGGACAUCAUUGACUGGGGCAGAGCUUUUCAGCUGCAAGCUAUCCAAGAUGGGACGUAUGAAAUCAUCAAAGAUAUAGCAAAGGUCAGAGGUGUCCAUCUGAAGACAUAUAGUUACUUGCCGCUGAUGCACCCAAACCCAUCUACUCUAUCUGAGAGCCGGUUCAAAAGUGACCUCCUCCACUUUGGCACCCUCAACUCAUCCCAUGCAGCCACACUCAAUGACGCUUGGGACUUUGGGGGCAAUGAUCGAAGCCUGCGCUAUCUGGAAAGCUUGAUCCGCAACUUCCCUAGUGCUUGCCUCCUAGACAAGGAAGACCAGUUGGCUGCUUGGUCCCUCAGUGAUUCCUAUGGUUGCUUAACACAUGGCUACACCUUCCCUCAGUAUCGGGGACAGAGGUGGAUUGGACUCAUCCUACAGAAUUUAGGAAGACAGAUGCAUGCUCUUGGCUUUCCUCUAUAUGCAGGAGUUCUGGCAGAAAAUGAACCUUCCAUACGAUCACUACAGCAUGAGGGGUUCCAUGUUUUUGCUGGAACAUAUUAUAUGCUUAUUUUGACACCAGUCUCCAAUCCCAAGAAUUAACAGGAGUAAUUUCUCCAGAAAAUUGGGACAACCAUUUCUGAAAUGGUUUGAGAGAAGAAACAAAGAGAUGUUGUGCUGGAGUGAUAAGAUUUAAAGGAUUGCUUUGGUCAAAUUCAAGAUUAAGUUGAAAACUUAAAGAUCUAUGUGAUUCUUAAUUUUCCAAGAUCACCAAAACUGAGUUUUGAAAAGUAUUACAGAUGAGAAAUACCAGUAUCAUAUAACCACCAUUAAAAUGAUAGUAUCUGGAAGCUAUGGUCAUAGAAAUAACUAUUUCUGAGUGUUAAUCAAAGAUACAGAUAUUCCUAAAGCAUAUGUUUUAAAAGACUCUUGAUCUCCUCACUACACUCCUUUUUCUAAACUUUUAUAUAUUUUUAAACAUCUAUUAAACUAAAUUAUUUAAUAACUAACAAUAACACAAUUACAUUACAUUAUGGCUGUAAAUUCAUAGAGGAUUACUUAACUUCUUUUGCAGAAUAAGUGUUACUUCUAGAUACUGUACCUUUUCUGUUUCACUAAACGAUAAAGAAGGAAUGACACAUUGCUGUAUUGUGGGUGGUGACUUGUAGAUACCGUAUGAUGUUGUGACUAUUACAAAGCAUAGAAGUAAGAGGAGGGAUGAGAAAGUAAAGUGUCAAAAUCUAUGAAGUUUAAUAGACACAUGUCCAUAUGGAUAAACAUCUGAACAGCAUAUCACUGAAAAACAGGAGAAAAACUGCCCUCAAAGUAUAGUAUAAAUGUUGAUUUCUUAUAAUGGCACUACUUUUCUUUGGUGACAGGAUCACAUGAGAACAGGUGAUGCUGAUGGUGAUGCUGAUGGUACAGUAGUAUUCUGAUGGGUGUGACUAUGUUCGGAGAAUACCAGCUCUGUGAUUACUACAGCUAGUGCAGAAACACCUUCAACAUGACAAAUAUUAUAGACUCUGCUGUUCUGGACUGCUUAAUGAAGUGUGACUUCAUGUGCUAUGGGUCUUGGGUUUUGCCAGGAUGUUCCCGUUGUUGUCAUCUCUGCAUUCAUUUGUCCCUUUCUUUUGGGGUGUUAUUUGUGGUAAUGUCUACGCUGUCCAUUUCCCCAUUUUCCCCACAAACAAUGUAACAGAACAUACUUUUUCUGGAAUGUGUAGGACUUAAAAAGAAAUCUGCCUGAAAAUGGGAAUUAAAUAUUGUUGCCAGUGCUGGCAAUUACUUGAAAA
Messenger RNA from Anolis carolinensis (green anole), 2368 nucleotides. Its product is annotated as glycine N-acyltransferase-like protein 3. Gene Ontology annotation, cellular component: mitochondrion. The coding region runs from base 324 to 1178 and encodes 284 amino acids. The transcript has 6 exons. The record is from RefSeq and is a predicted model, not a curated record. Gene Ontology annotation, molecular function: glycine N-acyltransferase activity. Lineage: Eukaryota; Metazoa; Chordata; Lepidosauria; Squamata; Anolidae.